AUGCAAGCAGAUUUCAAUCCAUCUAAUGCACAACAAAUUGAGCAUGAAAAGAUGAUGAUUAGGCAAUUAGAACAUGAUGAUGAUGAGGAUGUCAAUACUAAAAAACAUAUGUUACCAUCGAAGGUUGCAAAAAAGAAAAAGAUUCAAAGCACCAGCACUGUAAAACAAUCGACUACAAGUUAUGGAAAGCACAAGAAAUCUGCAACAUUAGGGACAUAUUUCAUGCCGAGAACAACUCUUGGUGCUCAAAAGUCUCUUCAGAAUUGCUGGAAAAGAAAGGAAGCAGUUGAACGAUAUGAUCUUCCUUUAGCGAAGUGGAUGAUUGAUGUCUAUGUGUCAUUUAAUGUUGUUAACUUUGUGUAUUAUCAGCAUGCCAUAGAUGAUGUAACUGCCAUAGGUCUUGGUUAUAAAGGACCAAACUUGCAUGCUAUUCGUGGUUAUUAUUUGGCAAAAACGGUUGAUGAAGUGAAGAUUUAUGUUGAGAGUUAUCGAAAGAUUUGGAAGAAGACUGGUUGCACAUUAAUGGCUGAUGGAUGGACAUAUCAGAAGAGGACUUUAAUUAACUUCUUAAAAACAUUGUGCAUGUGCGCGACUGAUAAUGCUGUAAAUUAUGUUGUUGCUGGCAAGUUAUUGAUGGAAGAAUUCCCUUCAAUAUUUUGGUCUCUUUGUGUUGCUCAUUGCAUCAACCUCAUACUCCAGGACUUUGGUAAAUUGCAGUCAGUUUGUUCUGUUGUUGAGCAUGCUUCUGCUCAUAAAGAUGAGUUGAGAGCUAUGGUGACAUCUAGGGAAUGGGUCUCAUCUGCUUAUGCUAAACAUAACAAAGGAAAAAAGUUUGUUGAGAGUGUGCUAGACUCUCUGUUUUUGGAAGAAUGUGCAAUAACUGUGUGA
Molecule: messenger RNA, 888 nt
Organism: Populus trichocarpa (black cottonwood)
Lineage: Eukaryota; Viridiplantae; Streptophyta; Magnoliopsida; Malpighiales; Salicaceae
Exons: 3
Coding region: 1-888 (295 amino acids)
Source: RefSeq, a predicted model, not a curated record